Molecule: messenger RNA, 1270 nt
Organism: Bactrocera oleae (olive fruit fly)
Lineage: Eukaryota; Metazoa; Arthropoda; Insecta; Diptera; Tephritidae
Source: RefSeq, a predicted model, not a curated record
AAUAACAAAUUCAAACGGAAAAUAAAACGAUCGACACAAGUUUAGCGCCUUGCGGAUUUUGAUUGAUUUUGUAGCAAGAGGAAGAGGCAUUUAUAUGGGUAUAUUUCGCGAAAAUUGCUAAAAUAACAUUUUAAAAGUUUAGAUCAAUUGAAAAAAAAACAAAAAGGAUUACCGGUUCCCGAACAUCUGCACCAGGUGCAAAAAACGUGAAGAACUUCUUUCAUUUGUUGGUAUCUACAAAAUUCGCAUAAGCCAACCACCAUGAGCAAGGACAUUUACUAUUCGGAUAAAUACUAUGAUGAAAAAUUCGAAUAUAGACAUGUUGUACUACCAAAGGAACUUUCGAAAUUGGUGCCUAAAACGCAUCUAAUGUCGGAGCAUGAAUGGCGGUCUAUUGGUGUGCAACAAUCUCGCGGUUGGAUACAUUACAUGAUACAUAAACCAGAACCACAUAUUUUACUAUUUCGCCGACCAAUACAACAAUAAUCAUGCAUUACAAUAAAAAGUAUAACAAAUCAACAGGACCAGUAACCCACCACGUUUUGCUAUUGUUAAGAUCUCGGGCGUGCUGCACUGCCAUAAUUUAAUUAAAAACUAAUCUAAAAAAACAGUAAAUACUCUUAAUAAUUGCGUUCACUGUUUCAUAGAAAUACCAACUAUGCGCGUAAGAAUAGUUAAAUUAAACAGUAAUUCGCCCUUGUGUAUCCACAUGGAAAUCUCCAUUGUUGUACAAAUGGCUAUUAAUUUGUAAAUAUAAAAGAAAAAGGCAUGUGUCGGCCUGCCUGUUGCCUGUUCAAUAGCAUAGGUAUUUGUAACCUGAUCAUGAUUGCCAUAUAUGUAUUUUGAAAGCCAUCAAGAUCUGCAAAUAUUUUGUAUUUUUGAACAUACACAAAUCUUAUAUACUCGUAUUACUACUAUUAAGUACACAUUCGGAUUAUAUUCAGUUGAGUCUAAUCCAUUAUUUUCGCGCUUAAUUUAGCAUUAUAUUAUAUAUUCCCCUACCCAUUCAUUAAAUGUAUGUAUGUAUUUAAUUAAAAUAUUCCUAUUUUUUCUGGAUUUAGCGGUUAGGCUCCCUCAGCAUGUUUACAAUUCGAAAAUUUUAUUGGCUAGUGUCUUUUAGUUAUAAGACUUUAUGAAAUAGUAGGCUUAUAAUUUUUACAAUCAAAUGCAUGCGUCUUUUAUUGAUGUACAAAAUAAGAAGAAAUACACUAUAUAACAAUUUUUGUGAUUUCAAUAAUACAAUAAAUAGAAUCGGCGUUUGUUUCUUAAA